CGCUCGGCUGGGCUAGGCUCGGCUUGGCUCCGGCAUGGAGGCGCUGCGGGCGGCGGGACGCGCCGUGCUGCGAAGCCCGCGCCUCGCCCGGCACGGCCUGGGGCUCCGCCGGCGGCGCAAGCUUCCUGAGAGCUGGGCUGAUAUGCAGGAACCGCUGCUUGAGGGGAUGUGCUUCACACUCAAGUAUCUAGGCAUGACACUGGUAGAAAAACCCAAAGGAGAAGACAUGGCUGCUGCUGCCAUCCGAAGGAUUGUGGCCACGGCACGGGUGGGAGCUCGCAAGUUCCAGAAGGUGAUUCUGACAGUGUCUCCGAGGGGCAUCUCACUGCAGGAUGCAGACACCAAGGAGAUGGUUGAGAACAUCUCUAUUUACAGGAUCUCCUACUGCACAACAGACAAGCUGCAGAACAAAGUCUUCGCUUAUGUUGCCCAGAGCCAGGAGAGUGGAGCACUGGAGUGCCAUGCUUUCCUCUCACCCAAAAAGAAGAUUGCCCAGGCUGUGACUCUGACUGUGGCCCAGGCUUUCCAGAUGGCAUUGGAUCUCUGGGAAGCAGCACAUACAGGCUCUAGGCAGGAACAGCCCCUUCACCCUUCAUGUGUCUUGGAGAGCAGUGAGCCCAGCAGACCCAGUGAGCCAGCCCCCCCGGGGAGCCCUCCCUUCAGACACCAGUUUGGGGUACAGUAUGUGCAAGUCUGGCCCAUGCCCAGGGAAUGUCUCACAUUAGGGAAGGAAAAGAGUAACCCUUAUGCAGCUUCCACCUCCUGACCUUCCAGGACCCUGUGAAUGUUUGUGUAGCCUCCCUUGACUGACAUGAAGAAGGGGACUGUGCUCUGCUGGCUCCCAAGGCAGGGAUGGUUCCUUGGGUAGUCUUUGCUCUAGGAGCUCUCCUGUCAGGCCCAGCAUUGUUGCAUCCCUCAGCCCUGCUCAGACAGGGAGUUGGGACCUGCUCUGCACACUUAGUGCCAUGGCUAGGAGUGAGAUGCUGUCUCUGAAGGAGAGGACUUUUUGGUCAUCAUCUUGCCAGCCUGGGCUGUGUGGUCAGCCCUGCCCAUCUGCACUACACCCUCUGCACAUCCAGAGCCCAGCAAAGCAUUGCCAGAGUUGCUGGUCUCACAGUGUCCCUGGCCAGGAGCCUCUGGACGCUUGGUUCUCGGCCUCACGCUUGCAGUGGCGGCCCAGCCUGGGGCAUCUCAUGCUUACAGCCUGCUCCUGGGUGGUCCCUCUGCCUGACCCUCCAGCUAAAGAUGUCUCUGGGCAAAGGUGCUCUGGGUGCAGCAGCCAUCUUGGCUUGUUUCCUGCUCACAGCCCUUGUUUGUGCUCUGCUGACAGGGGGGGUGUGAGCAGAGCUGAGGUCUCUUUGCCCUUAUGCCUGAGCCCUAAAGAUUUCAGCAGCACAGUGCUGCAGGUGCCACCUUUUCCCCUUUGCCUGUGCCUGGUGGGUGACCAUGUCUUGUAGUGGGGCUGGGGACUGCCCUGUGGCUCUAGAACAGGCUCUGGGCAGCCCAGUCCUGCUCCUGACAUAGACUGGCCCAGGCAGCAAGGUGUCAUGGUUGGCUUUGUUUGUUUGCCAGGAGGAGGAAGAGGAGGAGGAAGAUGAUAACAUCGGUGAAACCUUAUCUAGG
Molecule: messenger RNA, 1623 nt
Organism: Dryobates pubescens (Downy woodpecker)
Lineage: Eukaryota; Metazoa; Chordata; Aves; Piciformes; Picidae
Product: low density lipoprotein receptor adapter protein 1
Exons: 6
Coding region: 35-766 (243 amino acids)
Source: RefSeq, a predicted model, not a curated record